Molecule: messenger RNA, 608 nt
Organism: Rhododendron vialii
Lineage: Eukaryota; Viridiplantae; Streptophyta; Magnoliopsida; Ericales; Ericaceae
Product: ubiquitin-like protein 5
Exons: 2
Coding region: 171-392 (73 amino acids)
Biological process (GO): protein modification process; mRNA splicing, via spliceosome
Cellular component (GO): cytoplasm; nucleus
Molecular function (GO): protein binding; protein tag activity
Source: RefSeq, a predicted model, not a curated record
CCCGGCUUCCUUCCGUUGCGUUUACCCACUGCACCGAGUUCUCCUUCCCUGUCUCGUUUGUUUGUGUGAUCAUCACGCAAAUUGGACAUUAUAAAAUCAAGUCUAGGGCUAGGGUUUCCCAAUUCCACCAUCCCUCCAUCGUUGAAUCAGUCGCAGCCGAAGAAGAAAAGAUGAUAGAGGUGGUGCUCAACGAUCGUCUGGGGAAGAAGGUGAGGGUGAAGUGCAACGACGACGACACCAUUGGAGACCUCAAGAAGCUCGUCGCCGCCCAGACCGGCACCCGUGCGGACAAAAUCCGUAUCCAGAAGUGGUACAACGUCUACAAGGACCAUAUUACCCUCAAGGACUACGAGAUUCACGACGGCAUGGGCCUCGAACUCUACUACAAUUAAUUAGGUAUGGCAUUUCAUGUUCGACGGUAUACGAAUGCAUGAAGAAUGAAGCUGGGUUAAAGUUCUAUGAAGAGCCCCAUUGCUCUAAAGUAGUUGCCUUUAUGUGCUUGGUCUAAUUACUUUUGACAAACAAAGAUCACUGGUAUUUGUGUAUUUGUACAUCAAGACUUGUAUGAAGUUGAUCGUCUAUAUGGGCAUAUAACUUGUUCUGUUAAA